AGGGGCGUAAGCAAAUGAGGGGGAAGUUGGGCGUUGAAAGAGCGGCGUUGAUUAGCGAAUCUGGAAUCACCUGGAUGAAAGUCCACUUGUGAUUCGUCACAAGUAGAUCAAAGCCUUUGUGGGCUGGAACUAGCCGGACUGAGAGGUGUGAGUAGAGGACCCGGGAGACUGGGAGCCAGGAAACCCAGGAGGGCACAGGAGCCCAGUUACCCGAGCCCCAGAGACAGCUCGUCACCCGCCUCCACAGCAUGGCUGGCAUGGUGCUCGGCGUGGGGGCUGGCGUGUUCAUCCUGGCCCUGCUCUGGGUGUCAGUGCUGCUGCUGUGUGUGCUGCUGUCCAGAGCCUCCGGUGUAGCUCGGUUCUCCAUUAUUUUCGUGUUCCUCGGUGCUCUGAUCAUCACAGCAAUUCUGUUGCUCUUCCCCCGAGCCAGUGAACUCCCAACCCCUGAGGCUGAAAUGAAGAUCGUUGAUACCUUUUUCAUUGGCCGCUAUGUCCUGCUGGCUUUCCUCACUGCUGUCUUCUUGGGGAGCCUCUUCUUGGUUCUAGUCCAUCACAUCCUGGAGCCAGUCUAUGCCAAACCACUUCGGUCCUACUGAGCAACACUCAAGAAGACCAAGACCUUUCCUCCCCUCGCUUUGAUAUCAUCAGUGAGCAGAAAGGUACUGUUGGAACGUUGUCUUGACAGCAUUCAUGCUUAAGAUCAGAGGAACAUCUAUUCAUCACUCAGACAAACCCCUUGAGUCCUGGCUUCCAGAAACAUGGUUGCAGAAUUGUCCCUGGGAUCCUAGGAGAAAUAUUGCUGUCUUCUUAACACCUGCACUUCAGGUUUUCCAUCUCUUUUGAGAGGGAAAUGGCAACAGUGUCUGCUUAGAUUUCAAUCAGGCCAUCAGCAUGUGGAUUUUGGGAAAAGGAGCACUUUGGUUUCUGCUGUCCAAUAGAAGAACCUGGUCCUUUUUGAUAAUAUGUAAAAUUCUUAGUUAAAAGGUCAAGAUCACUUGGAAAAGAAAGGCAUUCAAAGUUGAAAAGUUCAUUUUAAAGGGAUGACCUGGGAACACAUCCAGGUGCUGGAUAUGGAGCUCUCUGUGCAGACCAUGCCUCAGGGCUCUGCAAAGGCCAUGUGUCACCUCUCACUGUUCCAGGAAAGCCAUCAACAGUGGCCGAAGGACUGCUUUUCACCUCAGACUCCUGGCCGCAGCUUUCUGAAUUUAGCAUUUCGAGUUUACUUGGGGAUUAGAAGCAGGGUGUGGAAAUGUCCCUUGUCUGUCCUACUGCUCUGUCUCUCUGGAUUCUUUUUUUCCUAGGAUUGAGUGACCUUUGUUGCCUUAUUUAGUUACCAUAACAGUCCAUUCUGGGUUAUUGUCAUCUCUUUCAUCGUUGUAGCUCUUUCUCCAAAGCCAGUGAGGAAUGUAUAUUCCCGGGAUUAGGCAUAACUUUAUACCUAAACCCCAGACCAAGUGAAAUCUGUCAUUAAACAGAGGGGCUCUCGGCUGCUUCCACUUUGGAAGUCUCAUUGUGGCUCCCUAGAGCUAUUUGAAAAAGGAGAUUCUGGCUUAAAAUUAAGAACCAGAAAACAAUUGGAAAAAGAAUUUUGAUUGAGUACAUGGUAUAUGCCAGUAGUACACUAGUCUGGGUUUGUUUGUUUGGUUGGUUGUUGUUGUUGUUUUUUACACAGAUGUAGAUGACGGACUUCCAUGUUAAGGGCAAAAACGUACUUUGUACAAAGUGUAUUUUAGCUCGGCCUGCCUUCUGUAGCUCCUGUAACUACCAGCAGUGGUGAACUGAAUACUAGAUCAAUUUCUACCUUCAUACUCAAAACAGUCAUGUCCAACCCUGGGGGAAAAAAAAGCAAACCCACAGAGUUGGGAUAAGAAUAAAAGGCUGGGAGGGCACAAAGUUAAUUUUACUGAGUUCUGCAUGGGGCACCCUGAUAAUCAAUAGAUAAUAUUGGCACCCUUUUGUUCAUGGCCUUCCUGGAGGUAGAGCUUAAAUACAAAUAGAUCGUCUCAGUUUCCAUUCAUUGGUCUUUGAUCAAUGCCCCUAGAGCUAGUUGUGCUCCCCAGAAGGGAUCCUGUGGCAAAGAGAUGUAGUGAUCCCACAGGGGAAGGGAGAGUAAAUCUGGGCCUCCAUAUAAGAAAACAGGUAGGAGUUCCUGUCAUGGCUCAGUGGAAGCGAAUCUGACUAGCAUCCAUGAGGAUGCAUGUUCGAUCCCAGGCCUUACUCAGUGGGUUAAGGAUCUGGCACUGUGGUGAGCUGUGGUAUAGGUCGGCAGCUGUAGUUCCAAUUCAACACCUAGCCUGGGACCUUCCAUAUGCUGCCCUUAAAAAAAAAAAAGAACGAACGAAAGAAAGAAAACAGGUAAUUUCAUUGCCUCUUAAAAUUGUAUCCUGACAAAACCAAAUCAGCAAGGCGCCACCCCCACCACGGAGACAUUCGUCUGAUCCGCUAGGUGGCGCUGUGCUGCAUUUUAGAAGGCCCUCGGGCCAGCCAAACAACGCUAGGUUCUUUUUUAACAAGUUCCUUCUAGCUCUCAUAAAAUAGAAGUAAAGCUAACGUUCUUUACUGAUGCACGAUAUCGGACAUCUAAAAAUUCUCCAAAGUUUUUGUACAAUGUUCAGUUACUAGGGAAUGCACUGCCCGUCCUCCACGUGCAUAGAGCAGGCAUUACCAUUCAUUCCGCCUUUACUGUGUUUACUCUGGAUGUGAAGCCUCGUCCUGGUGCUGUAAAUCACCCCAAGAAGGAGGCUCUGAGGCUCCUAGGCUGUUUCCCUCACUCCAUCCUGGGAUGAAAAUGUUUUUAAUUCUAACAUAAUCCAUUUCUUGUUCUGUUCUCUAAGACAUAAACUUUUCUAUCAACUGUGUCUCUUGCUGCUGCUGCAGUUGAAACAGUUUUAUUUUGCUCUGAUUUUUAUUUGUGUGUAAAGAAACCUGCUGCAGUUAUUUCGUAGAUGAGAAACAGGCAGAGAGAUAAAGAGAUUUUAAAAGUUUCACAGCUAGUUAGGUAGUGGGGCUCAAAUUUGACAAUGGGAUCUUGUCACCUCAUUUCUCAGGUAGUUUAAAGAGCAGUUUUGGCUUUCAAACAACUCCUUAGUUUUACAUUGGGUAAUACUAUUUCUUAGCUAUUUGCACCCACCAUUCCCCUGACCCAUAUCCAAAAAAAGACAAAAGUUUCAUGAAAGAAUUCCUCAUUAACAUUUAUAGUACAGAUAACAUUUUAUCAUAACUUCUUGGCUUAAACCUUUAAGUAUUUGGCUUUAUUACAUAGGAGCAAGGUUCCAGAGCGGGGAAUGGGAAUUGCAUAGAAGAGAAUCUGAGGAAAUGCUGAUUAUCUUCUCAGGAGCAUAAAAGCUCAGGGUUGGAGGGCAUUUUAUAGUCCAUGGAGUUCAAUCUUUAGUCUCUAUUUCCAUCCCAAUACUUCAGAAUAUCCUAUUCUUUACAUGCUGAAAUCACAAUUUUUUUUUUUUUUUUUUUUUUUUUGUCUUUUUGUUGUUGUUGUUGUUGCUAUUUCUUGGGCCGCUCCCGCGGCAUAUGGAGGUUCCCAGGCUAGGGGUCGAAUCGGAGCUGUAGCCACCAGCCUACGCCAGAGCCACAGCAACGCGGGAUCCGAGCCGCGUCUGCAACCUACACCACAGCUCACAGCAACGCCAGAUCGUUAACCCACUGAGCAAGGGCAGGGACCAAACCCACAACCUCAUGGUUCCUAGUCGGAUUCGUUAACCACUGCGCCACAACGGGAACUCCACAAUUUUAAUUAUAUUUAGCAAACAGGUUAGACAUUUUUCUAAGGACUUUGUAUUAGAUAAUCCUCGUAGCAACCGUGUGACAUAAAUGCUGUUAAUACCCCCAUUUAACAAAUGGGGAGUGGGCACAGAGGGGUGUGGUGGUUUGCUUGAGGUCACUCAGCUCAGGGUUAAAUAGUCAGGAAGGCAGGUAGCCUAAGUGCCUCACUGCCUCAUACCCUGUUGCUUUGUAAGAUGAAAACAAAGGAAAAGGAGGGACCAAGGAAAUACUGAGCAGAGGCUGUUGAGUCUAGUGGAAAAUCCAAAUGGGCCAGGAACCUAGGGCAAAGCAGUUAGAAGCCACAUGGGACCUUGGGGACAGCCUCACUGGUCAGCUCUGGUUUGGGGGUCUCUGCAUGGUGAGACUUUGGCUCCCCCCUCGAUUAGAGAUCCUCAGCGAGGGAGCUUGUGGGCUGAGUGUCAAGGAUGCAGGCAGCAAUCUCUCUCUUCAGCACUGUCUUAAUACUUGGGUUAAUACUUGGGUUGGUUUGCAGAGGUGUGGCUGGAAGAGUCAAAGCCACAAGCCAAGAAUGCGUGUUGGUUUCUUGACCUCUGUCUCUAGCAGAGCACAGUGGUGGCUGUUUACUCAAGCAAAAAGUGUUUGUAACCCCCAACUCCUUCCCCACCCCUCCACCCCCCACCCAAUACACCCUCCUGCCUCAGUUCCUGGGACUAAAGAAGUGACAGCAGGGACCGAAAUCAGGACCCAGCACCACAGAAAAAAGGAGAUAGUUCAUUUUUCUGGUUUUCCACACACACAUUGGAUAUUGUCAAGGAUGUGUUUAGCCCAAGUCCUGCCUUCAGAGAAGUCAGGGGACUUACACAUGUGGCAUUUAUGGGGUCCCCGGCUGCUCCAUGGCCACCUUCGCCACUUGUUUUUUAAAUCUUUGAGGAUUUUUUUGGUUUUGCUGUCUUCAAAUUGGUAUAGCCCCCAUUUUACACUGGGAAUAUUUAAUAGUAUCCUGUGACAAAUUACCACAACCUCAGUCGUUUAGAACAAUGUAAAUUUAUUAUCUUACAGUUCUGGAGGUCAGAAAUCUGAAAGAGGUUUCAUGAAGCUAAACUCAACAUUUGGGAGGCUUGAGGGGAGAAUCCUGUUUCUGUGGCUUUGCAGCCUCCAGAGCCGCCUGUAUUUCCUUGGCCCUUCCUCCCUCUUCAAAGCCAGCAACCUGACAUCUGACACUUUUACCUCCUUCUUUGAGUAUUUAAGGACCCUGUUGAUUACUCUGGGCCCACUCUGACCAUCCCAGAUUAGCUCCCCAUCUCAUGGUCCUUAAGCACAUUGCAAAGUCUCGUUUGCCAUGCAGGAUGCCAUAGCCACUGGUUCUGGGCAUUAGGACAUGGACCUCUCUGGAGGAGGGACAAUAUCCUGCCUCCCACCAAAUAUGUGGCCCCCAUCUUCCACCUAUAGGGACUGCCUUCUCUACUCUCCCUCUUCUGUACCCUGCGCCUUUUUAGACAAGGCCUGCCCCGAGCCACCAGCACUACUCUCCAGUUCUCAGGGUGCCCACCCGAUACCCAAGAUAUGUUGUUUCCUUCCCCCCAACUGGGUCUUUGUGGCAGCCUCAGCGUGUUCAGACCUACCGAGAACUGCUCUCCCUUUCUUUUCUUUACAUCUUCCCAUCCCACCGCCACCCCCCUCAGCAGCCCAGCCUCCCAGUGGAUCUCUAAAGGAGAAAUGCAAAGAGUUAUUGCUUUUUAAUUACAAGUGCUAUUGUAACAUCUAUAAGGAAGAACACUUUAAGCUUAAUUGAGAACAAAUGUGAAGUUAAAUUAAAUGAAUAACUAAUUAACGUAAUGCUCCUGCAUUAGCCCCGAGUGAGUGCUGAGGCCCAGAGAAGAGGCGGGUCCUAGGCCUCCAGGGACAGUCGAUGCCCAAAGCUACACAGGUCCCUGGGCCUGGGAGACAGGUGGGCAGAUCUGCAAGGGCAGACCUCAGGGCCAAGCCCCCAAACACCCACCUACAGCCCCAGUCCUCAUUUCUGAGGCUGGGCCCCAAGCUCCCCCCAUGCCCUUUGCAUCUCCCUAGCGCCACGCUGAACCACUGGCACAAGCAAAUGUCUGGUUCAUCCAGGGUGUGCAGAAUAAGCCCAUCAGGAACACAGGGGAGAAGAGGCCAGCUGCAGAGAGCCAGGACCUGCACCUUUGUUCAUCUAGUCCCUGUGCCUGAUGUGUUAGGGGCUUGAUACCGUGUUCGUUUUAACUCCCUGGUCCACGUCCCCUCACUGCCUUACCAGACCCAACACCCAAAUCAUGUUCAUUCUUCCUUCAGGGCAGUCACAGUCAUUCCUCUGUUGCCAUGGGGACUGCCUUCCUGCCAGCCCUGUCCCUUCAGGGACAAAUUCUCUCAACCUGAGUCACCCUCCUCGGUUGUUUGUUUUUUUGUUGUUGUUUGUUUUUUUUUCCUUGUAUUGGUUUGAACAUCUCCCUCUCCCUGUCUUAUCCUCUAACUAGACAAAGCCCUGAGGGCAGGGAGGGUGUUUAACACUGACAAGUCUCCCCUGACAGGAAUCCUCUGAGGUAGGGACCGCCAUUACUCCUUUCUCAGGAGGAAGAGGCUCAAAGCCAGUCCAUGGUGAGGCUGGGGACAAGGAGGCCUCCAGAAUGGGUGCCCAGGAAAGAACAACACCCCCCUACCCUGCCCCUGAAAGUGGGCAGGUGAGGGAGUCUCUCUACCCACUGGAAGCAGAAAGGGAGCCCAGGCCACCGCCUCUAGCAUGGGAUGAUGGCGCCAUCUAGUGGCCUCCCUGAGUGAUGCUGUCAGGUAGACCUAGUCUUGAAAGAUGCUUUCCUGAACCUGAACACCUUGCCAUCCACUGCAGCUCUGCCCUGGAGGCCUGAGGAAUUAGACAUCUCAAGUGGCUCCUGCUUUCAAAGCCAGAGUGGGUUUCAGGCACUUUUGAGACUGUCACCACCAGCAUCUAUACAGUCUGUUUCAUUGUGGUGGGAUCUGUGGUGGCCAUUGCACUGGCCCACACAGGCUCACCCACGGGUCAUCAGUGUUGUCACGACCACCUCCUCUGGUCCCCGCCAAUUGCAAGCAGCCCCAACUCUCCACCUUUGUGGUCCUGGGAAGCAGCUCCAACAGCCCACAUAAGACUUGACAAGGAUGAGCACAGACACCUCUGGCAAAAGACAUCUGUAUUGAUGCUGCUGCCUUUGAGGCAGCCAGAAAUGCCAAGAGCUAGGCUGGUAAAUCCAGGGAUUUGGGGCAGCCAGAACAAGCACAUCAGGAACAGGAGGAGAGGAGGCUGGCUGCAGAGAGCCAAGACCUGCAUACGGAACAGCUGCACCCUCUAUCCUCUAUCCUUGUCACCCUGGAGCCUGCGCUUAGGCUGUCAGCCCUUUUUCUGUGUCCACUGUCUACUCCAUCCUAGGGCAGAGCCGGCAAACAGUGAACACCCGAGAGCCACUGGCACUUCAUUACCAAAAUAUUUAAUACACACACCGGUACUUUUGGUCAUUUCCCCGCCCCCUUCCCCCACAGCACUGCCCGACAGGCCAUCUUCCCUGGAGACACAGAGGGCUGGGACAAGAGCCAGGCAAGGCAGCCUCACUCUCAGGGGCCGCACAGGCCCAAGCCCAGGAGUGACGCCUCCCUUGCCUCUCUCUAGUCCUGGCCCCAAAAGAUACAGCAAUAAUGCUCUCAAAAUGGGUCAGCAGUUAGAAGCAGGAUCAAAUGGAGGGUAGGGGGAGAGGUGCCGACAUGGGGAAACACACGGAGAACACUGGUUUGUGGACCAGGGACAAGGAGAGGCUGGGUGGCUCUCAAAGACCCACUUGUGGGUACAGCUGAUUACGGAGGUUCAAAUUUAACACAAGAAGGAGAGACACACUUUUUCUAGGCCUUGGCCUGGCCGAACCGUCUCCUUCUGUCUUGGGAGCUGAACAAGCAAGACUCUGAGCACAUCCUUGUUAUACCACAGAGGAGACACCACUCAGCCCUGAACCCUAUUCCUUCCGCUUGCCGCCUCCAGAGCUCAGGCCUAUCUUGCUGUCGACAUAACCGAUACCAUCUUAGGCCCUGGUUUCUCCUCUCCUUCUGUGGCCCCUACCCAGGACUCUAGUGUGCAGUAAAACACUUCUCUGUCAUCAAAGCUUUGUGGUUAAUAGAUAUUGUUGAAUAAUCAUUAGGACCGGGGAGCUUCUAUGCUCUGUUAGUCCCCAAACAAUGAUGGAAACCUUCCCUGACGUAUUCCCGGCACCCACGGGGCUGGUUACCCAAUCUUAAAUCCUAACUCAGGAAUGCAUGUCCUGCUUCUAAGCACCCGCCUCCCUAGCCUAGCUUAACUGUAAAAUCGCCCCAAUGGCCCCUGGGACCAUGCGCACGGUGCCCAGAGCAUCGUCCGCCCUAUCCUUGUCCCCAUCCCACCCUGUGAGGAAGUGACCCUAUAAUAAACUGACCCACUGAUUGCACAGA
Molecule: messenger RNA, 8196 nt
Organism: Sus scrofa (pig)
Lineage: Eukaryota; Metazoa; Chordata; Mammalia; Artiodactyla; Suidae
Gene: TMEM218
Product: transmembrane protein 218
Source: RefSeq, a predicted model, not a curated record